CUCCUGAAGUAUUUAGUGGGGAGGAAUAUACAAAGGCUGCUGAUGUUUAUUCAUUCGCAUUUGUUGCUUAUGAAAUCAUCACUGGAAUUCCCCCGUAUCACGAUGUUUCACAUGAUAAAGAUUUGGCUUUUAAUAUAUGCAAUGGAUUUCGACCAAAAAUUCCAUUUAACAUGCCUAAACUAAUUACACAAAUAAUUAUGCGGUGUUGGGAUGCCCGAAUUACUCAUCGACCCACUUUUGAUGAAUUAUCUGUAGAGUUGGAUAAAUACUGGAUGAAUUAUAAGAAAAACGGUUUUGACAAUAAUAAUGAAAUUUCGAUUCAAAUUAAAGAAGCUGAAGAAUUUUCCAAAAAUCAAAUAACUGAUGCAACAGCUGCAACCUCGGUGAAUUAUAUAACACAUCCGCUAGCGAUUUAUACCAGUAGACUUCUCAAUUUUUCAAAUCUUCCAAAACCUAAAAAUGAAGAAAAAUUCGAAAAAAAACUUGCAGAAUUAACAGAAUCUUUUUACCAAAUAAAUUCUAGUAAGCAUCAAUUAUAUCUUUUAUUAUAA
Molecule: messenger RNA, 551 nt
Organism: Dentiscutata erythropus
Lineage: Eukaryota; Fungi; Glomeromycota; Glomeromycetes; Diversisporales; Gigasporaceae
Source: the annotation of a GenBank genome assembly